AUGUCAUCUAAAAAGAGGUAUUUUAAUUUAGCAUCCGAACAAAACGGUUAUGCACAACUAGAAAGCAAGGAUUUGCAGUUAUCGAAUGCAUGCGAAGAACCUUGCGCACUGGGUGUCUCGGGGGCAUUCUCGGACAAGUACAGGCAGGAACUCGAACCAUUAUUUGACAACUUUAGAACAGAUGUUGUCAGUAACGCUCUCAAUGGCGUCGAUACGACUAAAUUCGGUGGCAGUAUUGCCACGGCCAUUACUACUGCCAUUGGAACAACAGCCGAUACUAUAAAAGCCAAAUUCUUUGAAAGCUUACAAAGCUUCGCAUACGAUGCUAUAUUCAAUCAACAACCUAAAUUCAAGGGCGAUUGCAAUCAUCCGAAACGUGUAACACAACCACCAAAAGGCGUUCCCUGGAAACCUAGCGACUGCGUUGCUAUGGACUAUAUUUGUGGCAACCCACCUUCGAUCUGUCAUCAUCUCGAUAUUGUCAAGGCGCGAAUUAUUGGUACCAUUAAUUUUGAACUUGCAUACAAUGCCACCGGGAGUGGACCAUACAUUAAAGCAUUCGGUCAGGCGGCGUAUGAUGCUGCCACUGGCGCUGGAGCGUCAGCCAGCGAUUGCAAUACAUAUUUGGUACCCAUAGUCGAUUCUAAUGCAGCCAAGUCUUUACUGACACUAGUACAGAAUGUUGCGACAGGGUUCUGCGUUGCUGGCAGUUGUGACAAAUAUGACAAUGAAAUCAUUCCUCUGCUUUUGUCGUACCCUUAG
Molecule: messenger RNA, 762 nt
Organism: Paraglomus occultum
Lineage: Eukaryota; Fungi; Glomeromycota; Glomeromycetes; Paraglomerales; Paraglomeraceae
Source: the annotation of a GenBank genome assembly